Messenger RNA from Alosa sapidissima (American shad), 5693 nucleotides. It is a transcript of the gene mctp1a, whose product is annotated as multiple C2 domains, transmembrane 1a. The record is from RefSeq and is a predicted model, not a curated record. Gene Ontology annotation, biological process: regulation of neurotransmitter secretion. Gene Ontology annotation, cellular component: synaptic vesicle membrane. Lineage: Eukaryota; Metazoa; Chordata; Actinopteri; Clupeiformes; Clupeidae. Bases 410 to 3178 code for a protein of 922 amino acids. The transcript is spliced from 22 exons. Gene Ontology annotation, molecular function: calcium ion binding.
GGUAAUAAUCAUAUGGGCAACGGACACGUUGGUAUAAUUUCAUCGGACUUAUUGUGUUUUUUUCUCUCGCAUUAGCAAGAAAACACCAGCAGGACUUCACUUGCUUUCAACUUCACACUGACAGCAGGGUUAGCCUGUAUGACUCUUUGAGAAUUACACCUUUGGAAACCUUGAUAGGCUACCGCAGCUAUACUUCCGCUGCAUCACCACUGAAACUGAAUGUUUGUGCAUGCUAUGAAAUGAAAAUGACAGUGUCUGUGUCAAGUGCCAACAGUCAAACGGUCUAACCAGCCUCCGUCUUGAAAGAAGCUGGCUUUGGGAAUCGAUCAGAGUGCGUGCGGUAGGCAACCCACAGCGACAGUCACUACACUGCACGCUCAACAGACUGGCGGGCUGCUGCUCGGGGACUAUGGAGGAGAAAUCUAAGGAUGCCACCGCUAAAGAUCAAGAAGCAGCUUCGUCCUCUCAGAGAAAGAUAUGGAAGAAUUUCCCGAAACCUUUCUUAAGUCCAAAACUAGGGUCCGAGAGACGCAGUGGGGACGGCAAAAAGGAGUCCGGUUUAUGGAUGUUUAAACGAAAGAAGAAACAGGUUUUAGACCGUGUGUUCUCAUCAUCACAGCCUAAUCUCAGUUGCUCUACUCCAUCGCGCUUCGAAGGUGAUAAGACGCUCUGCGGUAAACCGGACCCGGGUAGUGCAUCGGGGCUUGCUGUGUCCCCCUUGGUCACCGCCGAUGGAGAAUCUACAAGCAGGCUACAAUUGCCCGGACAUGGAAGCCCUAAGCUCGCACUGUCUCAUUUGGUGAUGUCCCAUCAAAAGAGCUCGUCCUUGGGCUCGGCAUGCUUCGAGAAACUGGUGGUAGACUCUGGUGCCAGCAGUGAGGAUGAGAUGGGGAAACAUGCCAGUGAUUCUGGGAUUAACAUUGUGGAGCCGAGUAAUGCGGAACCCCCUCCUCCUCCACCUCCGCCUCCGCCCCCUAAGCCCAGCAUGUACCAGCUGGACAUCACCCUGAGAAAGGGCAACAACCUGGCCAUCAGGGACCGAGGAGGGACCAGUGACCCCUAUGUGAAGUUCAAGAUAGCGGGGAAGGAGGUGUUCCGCAGCAAGACCAUCCACAAGAACCUGAACCCGGUGUGGGACGAGCGGGUCUCCCUGCUAGUGGACACGCUGAGAGAGCCACUCUAUGUUAAGGUCUUCGAUUAUGACUUCGGACUGCAGGACGACUUCAUGGGUUCAGCCUACGUCUAUCUAGAAUCUCUUGAACAUCAGAGAUCCCUGGAUGUGACCCUUGACCUUAAAGACCCCCACUAUCCUGACCAUGACCUGGGCACUCUGGACCUGACCGUAUCGGUGACCCCCAAAGAAGGGGACCUCCGAGAAGCUACCAUGCUAUUGAGAAGGAGCUGGAAAAGGUCCAGUAAGUUUCAGCAUCACCAGAGCCUGCGGCUGUCAGACGUGCACCGGAAGGCGCAGCUGUGGAGGGGGAUCGUGAGCAUCAGUCUGAUCGAGGGGCGUGGCCUCCAGCCCAUGGACAACAACGGCCUCAGCGACCCCUACGUCAAGUUCAGAAUGGGCCAUCAGAAGUACAAGAGCAAGACGAUACCUAAAACCUUGAACCCCCAGUGGCGGGAACAGUUUGACUUUCACCUGUAUGAGGAACAUGGCGGCUUUAUCGACAUCACUGUGUGGGACAAAGACACGGGGAAGAAGGAUGACUUUAUGGGCAGGUGUCAGAUUGAGCUGUGUCAGAUGGCGCGGGAGCACACCCAUCGGCUGGAGCUGGCGCUGGAGGAUGGCGAGGGCACACUGGUGCUGCUGGUCACUCUCACCGCCUCCGCUGCCGUCUCCAUCUCCGACCUGUCCAUCAACAUCCUGGACGACCCACAGGAACGCCACCAAAUCAUGCAGAGAUACAGCCUUCUCAAGUCCUUCCACAACAUCAAGGACGUGGGGGUCGUCCAGGUGAAGGUCAUCCGUGCCGAGGGACUCAUGGCCGCUGACGUCACCGGGAAGAGUGACCCUUUCUGUGUGGUGGAGCUUAGUAAUGACCGGCUGCAGACGCACACUGUCUACAAGAACCUCAACCCGGAGUGGAACAAGGUCUUCACCUUCAACGUGAAAGACAUCCACUCUGUGCUGGAAGUCACCGUUUACGACGAGGAUCGGGACCGGAGCGCCGACUUCCUGGGCAAAGUGGCCAUUCCACUGCUAAACAUUCACAACGGCGAGAGGAAAGCUUACGCCUUGAAAAGCAAGGAGCUGACAGGGCCAACAAAGGGGGUCAUCUUUCUGGAAAUAGACGUGAUCUAUAAUGCCAUAAAAGCCGGGAUGCAAACACUAGUGCCCAUUGAGCAGAAGUACAUUGAAGAGGAACCCAGAGUCUCCAAACAGCUCCUGCUUCAGAACUUUAACCGUGUCCGGCGCUGCAUCAUGGUGCUCAUCAAUGCUGGCUGCUACAUCAACAGCUGCUUCGAGUGGGAGUCUCCCCAGAGGAGCAUCUGUGCCUUUGUGCUCUUUGUCCUUGUCGUGUGGAACUUUGAGCUCUACAUGAUUCCUCUAACCCUUUUGCUGCCGCUGGUUUGGAACUAUAUUCUCAUCUCCUCGGGGAAGGACACCAGGCAGGGUGAUGUGCAAGAUGUGGAGGACUUGCUGGAGGACGAAGAUGAAGACUAUGACAAAGACGACAAGGUCCCGGGGUCCGUCCGCUCUGAGGACGGCCGCUGGCCUGAAAGCCAUAUCCUUGAGGAUAUGUUGGCUUCCUGGCACUUUGAGUGGAUUCGCGUGAUGGUGGACUCGGAGAGAAAGGGCUUCAUGAACAAGCUGUACGCCAUCCAGGACGUGUGCAUCAGUGUGCAGAAUGCCCUGGAUGAAGUGGCUUCCUACGGAGAGAGGAUAAAGAACACUUUUAACUGGACCGUGCCUUUCCUGAGCUGGCUGGCCAUAGUGGCCCUGUGUGUGGCCACCUUCGUUGUCUACUUCAUUCCCCUCAGAUACCUGGUGCUGGCCUGGGGGGUGAACAAGUUCACAAAGAAGCUGCGGGACCCAUACACCAUUGACAACAACGAGCUGCUGGACUUCCUCUCCAGGGUGCCGUCGGAUGUGCAAGUGGUGCAGUAUCGAGAGCUGAAACCGGAGCCCGGUCAUAGCCCAAAUAAAAGAAAGAAAAAUAACCCAGGAUAGCCGCUUUCCCCGCCCACCCCCCGGCGCCCCCGACUCCCACGUGACCCUCCUCCUGUGGAGUCUUUCUCAGCAGCACUUUGCCAAGGAGAGGAGAGAGCAACGAAGGACGAGAAGAACUGCAGUGGACUGAGAGAAGAGAACUUUUGUCUUUCUUUUCUUGCGUCUCUCCUCCACCUCUCUCAUCGUUUGGCCCCCCUGUUUUGUACAAAUGGAAGUCAAAUUGCCGUUGUAAAACAACAGGACCACUUUUCUCUUUGUUGUCAUGAUGGCAGCUCUGAUACGGUCCAUGGUGGUUGGAUGCCACGCAACUCCACACAAUGACGUGGACAGUUUUUAACAGCCAUAAUUCCAGUGGUGAGAUGCUACUUGGUGUUUGUUUGACUGAAGACAUCCUCACAUGCACUUGGUCUCAAUUACCAACAUGUUGGAUGCUCUGGUGUCAAUGUGUUUGAUUUGCCAUGUUCAGAUUAUAAGCAUCAGAAUACUUUUUUUUUUUAAAGAUGCCAUGGAUUCUUUCUCUUUUAGAAUUCAUUUUGGUUUACAAAAAAAACAAACAAAAAAAAAACUAAACAAAAAGAAUAGGCAUAACGCACUGGACUAAACAUCUGUUUUUACAUUUGACUUUGAUGAAUCUACACUACUGUGCUGCGUGCUCUUUAUUUUGUAGUGGAGAAUGCCAGUCUUUGGUCUUUUUUGGAGCCCUGCAUGAACACAAUAGCCUUAGAGGUCCUCGUGCUCCAGCCAGCGUUGACAUUUACCGCUCAAGCGCUCCCACUCGUGUGCCAACCCCUCUGUGUGUCUCUUUGCUCUGCUCGUGGGUUAAACAGACCAAACGGCCAGUGCCGAGCCUGCCCUCUGAGAGAUGGAGAGAGAGAGAGAGAUGGAAAGAGAGAGAGAGAGAUUGUUACAACGGCAGCCCCCUUGUGAUGACAUAGACCCAUCGGCCGUAUUUCAGAGCCUUCAUCAGGCAUCAAACGAUGCCCCCCCCCCCCCCCUCUCUCCUGUGGGCUUGCUGCUUGUGGUGCCAUGUCGCUGAUAGAGAUGUCCCCACAUGCAGACGCAAACACCAGGCUGCCCGCGAGCCCAGCUGUAAUCUCAUUUGAAAGGCUGCCUGCUCUGCCUGCUCCCUCGCUCUCAUUUCCACUUGUACCACUUCAGUGGGCAUCAGCGUCCUCUCUCUCUCUCUCUCUUUCUCUCUCGCUCCCUCUCUCUCUCUCUCUCUCUCUCCUCUCUCUCUCUCUCUCUCUCUCUCUCCUUUCUCUCUCUCUCGCGUUUUCGCCUGAGGGCAGUGUUCUCUCUCCCCAUCUGCCCCACCUCCUUUGCCCAGCACUCAACUUUGAUCUCUCUUUUAGGAUGUGUGAGAGAGUCUGGUUGCUUGGCACUGUUGUAUUGUGUAUUGUGUGUGUGUGUGUGUGUGUGUGUGUGUGUGUGUGUGUGUGUGUAGCUCUUCACUGCAGUUUUUUGCUGCAUCGUCUGCGUCAACAUCGAGACAAAAGAGGGAAACUGUCGAUUUUUUUCCCCCCUCGUUCGCUCCCCUCAGCCCCCCAGCGCCUAGUGCCCAGCCAACCCCCCCCCCCCCCCCCCCCCCCCCCCCCCCCACCACCCAACUCCCUCCUUCUCCGAGGUCAUGUCUGUGUGUUGGGGAAAGAGUUGUGACUGGGUCCAGGGCUCUCUGCUCGGGGAGAGUCCAGAACUCCGUCCAUCUAAGACUGCUCCCUAUGCAGCUCAAAGCCCCUCACAAGGAUCGAAGGAGGGCGGGUGUUGGGGAGAGAAUUUCACUCGUUCGAGUAAACAUGGGGACUCUGUCUCAAAGGCCAAGCCAGUUUUGCUCCUCGUUAAAGUACCAUACACCCUGUUAGCUCAGCAAUUCAUUCUAAAUCCUCUCUGUGCAACAGCUUUAGAGAGAUCUGUUAAAGGCUGAAUGUGUACGUGUAUAAAAUAAGUUUCGAAAAUGUCUGUGGUGGGUAAGUAUUGUGCGGCGUUUAGCAUCCCAACGCUCUCGUCUCUAGCUGUUUUUAUUUUUUUUAAUUUAUUUCAACAUUUUAAAGAUGUCCAUGCUGUGUUUGCAAGCAAACCAAAGUCAAUUUAUGAUGAAAUAGAAGAGAAAUGGAUAUAGGCCUACAUAGAGAAUGUGAUGUAUCUGUAAAAAUGCAAGCAGAGUAAGCACUUUCAUUUGCAACACUUUUAAACUUAUUUAUCGAUUUCCUUUCUUUCUUAAUUGUGUAAAUGAGACACUUGAUAAUUUAUCGGUGUAUUGUACAUGCUUGUAAAUGGUCAAAUGUUUUCAAUUGUUGUAUAGAUGUUUGUGUGUCCUUUGUAUGGAUUUGAGCCUGCUGUGUUGCCUGUGACAUCAUCAUACUCCCAGUUGCUGACCAAUAAGAUUUCAAAGGGCAGAAAUGGAUAUAUAAAGGGUAAUGAAUAAGAUCUAUCAAUGGAGUAUCAACAAAAUGCACCGGUUGUUAUGUCUGCAAAUUUUGAAAAAAGUAGAGGAAAAAUAUUAAAUAUUUUUUAUUGA